UUCUGUAUAUUCUCCCUUCACAAUCUCUCCCUCAUACACACACGCGCGCACGCAGCCAUCACAUGGCUUCAGAUCAUGAGCACCACCACCCAAAUCCGACCAGAACCCACCUCAUCCCGGCUCUCCGGGGCCAAACACGCCUCUGGAUCCCCCUCCGUCGUCGUAAACUACCGACAGUCCGCCUCGGAGGGAAGAAGCCCCGGAGGGCGCUUACCCUAGUGAGAAUUUUUAGGAGGAUAAAACUGAGGUGGCUUAAGUUGCAUUACAUGUCCACGCUGAGGAAGCUGAAGGAGUACUAUCGGAAUCUGGUUAAAGAUCUUGUGGACGCCGGCGCAACGCUCGAGACCUUCCACCAAAGGGUUCUCAUGGAGGCCUCUCUAACUGUUCCAGUCAUGGGCGUCUCUUUCAAUAACUAUCCUUCCGUUCCCCGAUCAGAUCGCCCUCGAAGUCGAACCCUCAUCAUGUAGAACUCUCUCUCUCUUCUUUUCUUCAUAAGGUUUCAUCUUCAUCCGUUUCUUGCUCUACCAUGCAUGCACCUUGGUUGUUUUAUUUUCUCUUUUCCUUUUCUCCCUUUAUUAAAUCAUUUGAAUGAAUCUGUAAGAAAGUGAAAUGAACAUGUAUAAUAUCUUUCUUGGCAAUUAUAUAUAUAUAUUUUCCCA
Messenger RNA from Alnus glutinosa, 659 nucleotides. RefSeq lists its product as uncharacterized. The record is from RefSeq and is a predicted model, not a curated record. The transcript has a single exon. Bases 63 to 467 code for a protein of 134 amino acids. NCBI's taxonomy places the organism in Eukaryota, Viridiplantae, Streptophyta, Magnoliopsida, Fagales, Betulaceae.